Moneuplotes crassus is the source of this 845-nucleotide messenger RNA. The record is from the annotation of a GenBank genome assembly. Lineage: Eukaryota; Ciliophora; Spirotrichea; Euplotida; Euplotidae.
UUUAGCUUAAUGGACACCAAUCCUGAUUGUCUAUUGUUGCAGCUCAAUAUUGGGUGUCUGAGCGAGAUCGUCACUUUUGUGCCUCUCAAGCAAGCUCUCCAGCUCAGACUGGUCUCUCGUAAACUCAACCAAGCUGUCUGCUAUGGAUGGAGGCUCCGCAUUUACCAGAUCGAAGCUUUGAUGAAGCAUUGUAACACAAAACUAAAAGAAGGGUUUGAAGACAAGACAGUGGAAGACUACAAGGACAUGUGAGAGCACCAGAGUUGUAUCAUUGAUGACUUGAAUGUUUACGUUGAGAACGGAUUUAAGUUCGGUGUACCUAGAAGACAUUACAUGAGCAUCGGGUACUUAGUAAAGCCAUCCAGAUUUAUCACUGUUCCAUUACUAAUAUCAAUGAUUCUUCUUGGAUGGGAUGAGAAAAUUGCUUAUAACACAAACUUUAAAGAUAACGCUGUAAUUUUGCAGUAUUGGUACAAGUUUAGAAUAAAUUUCAGAAACAAAAAGGUCAAAAAGUUUUAUGAUGAUUUUGAUAUCAAUAAAGUUACUGGAGGUCAAGUUAAUUUGUGAAAGAAGAUACUUCAGCUUCAUCCUGACCUAACCUUUGCAAGAAUUAAGCCUUUGUCGAAUUGUGCUGCCAAUGUGUUUUUAUGGAGUAACUUAGUCAUCAAGCAUUUUGAGAUCGACCAGCAGAUAAAACCUCUUGGUAUCAGGCAAAUUGAAGAUAAAAUUGUAGAGUACGAUAGAACUGAGAAAAAAAUGAUGCAAGUUUUUGAUAGGAUACUUUGUCAACAGAACUUCUAGACAGAAUUCUCUCAUGCCACUACAACCUUAUCAACCCCAAUGCG